AAGAUUUUUAAAAAGAUAGAAAAAAAAUAUGUGAAAACCAGUCUAAUCUGGUUCAAUAUUAACCGUGUCUGGAAGAUAAAAAUUUUCGAAUUAGAUUUAUAUUAAGAACAAAAAUUCCAACAGGAAAUUUUCACAAUCGGAAACAAGGUGAGAAAGCAUUAUAGUAAUAAUGCAUGAGCAAGAAUGAGAUGUUCAUGUCUAAGGAUAUGUAAAAGUGUCCAUUCGCUUAAUUUACCAAGCAUACACUAACAUCAGGAAAGAGGACACAAACAAUGGGAAAUACUUCAUCAGAAUCUCAACUGACCUGCCACACAGGUUCCAAUAAAACACUAACAGUAGAUUACCUUCAAAAUGAAAAUGCGAAGAACCCAGUCGAUGUAGUUCUAUGUUUUGUUGAUACAAAGUGGAGUUCUGACGAUCAGUUAAACCAGGCCGUGUCAUCUUUAGCGGGAAAUAUCUACGUCACUGAACGAGAGAGGUUAAAAGCACAGUAUCCUGUGUGUUCUCCAGGAAAUGUUUUCUGCUGCAAAGGUGGCAAACUAAAUUGUAAGGCAAUCUUACAGGUGGUUGUACCGGAUGGGGACCUAAGUCAGCAUCUUUUGUUGGUUCCAAGUAUUCUACAGAAUGCCAUACAGAAAGCUUCUGAGCUUGGUGCUCGUAGUAUUGCCAUUCCUCUGGGAAUUGAGCCCCCAUUUCAAGUGAACAUCCUUCUGCCUUCUCUUUAUAUGACCUAUCUGAAUCACGACAGGGCAUCUUCCCUAACUCAGUUCCAUAUUAUAACCACAAACUCGGCAUUACAAUCACAAAUUCUGCAGUCUAUUGAAGAGAUGAAUGAAAACAUAAGUACGGGUAAUUCAGAUGAUGAUGAACCUCAGACAGUGGCUGAAAAUUCUGCAGCCGAUCAUGAUAAACAUUCCCAAUCUCUGUAUAAUAAUGAAGUACUCACUCAAGGACAACAGGUUCAUCCGCUCCCUCGAAAACAGGCAAGUGAUAUGUUUCACGAUACAGUACACGAAAACUUUUCGGACCAAACACUCACAAAUAAUACAGCUGAAACACCUGGUGAAGUGUCAGACCAACACUUCCAAGAGAAAAGUGAAGACCCAGAGCACAGUGGCACUUCAGUGCAGUCUUCCUACAUGUUUCCGGUGGAGCAACUUCACAAACAUGUUGAAAAGAUUUCAAAUAAUGAUUUUCUAAAAUCAGUGAAUUUUAGGACGUCUGAUGAUUUGAACACCCGUGUGACAUUCAGUGAUGAAGUAGAAGAGUGCAUAGAUCCAAAGCAGCCUCCGCUGGUCCGAUCCCUCUCCAGCGGUAGUGAUGAUCUAAGUAGUUUGGACUUCCAGAACUUUUGCGUGAAGCGGCCGGUAACCCGAUUUCAGGGUAAGCGCCCAGUACAGAGGGGAGAGCCUGUGGUUGUCGUUAAGUACGAUGAGGAAGAAUCUGCAAAAAAAGCAGACCCUGUCUUCUUCUGUGUUGUAUGUCAAAGUGAACAUAAGGUCGAUUGCCAGAAGAAGCUGGAUAAAUGUGGACAUAUAUUUUGCAGUGAAUGUAUCGAUGAUUAUUUUUCGAGAGAGAAACCUGUUUGUCCUAUAUGUAACACGGUUUAUGGAGAAGUAAAAGGAAACAUGCCACCGGGCAUUAUGUCAUACUUUACUUCAAAGGGACAUCUCCCAGGACACGAAGAUGUGGAGGCCAUUGUUAUUGAAUAUGAUAUUCCAGAUGGAGUACAAACGGAAGAACAUCCAAAUCCGGGUAAGUCAUUCAAAGGAGCAUGCCGAACAGCCUAUCUGCCAAACACAGAACAGGGACAGAAGUGUCUGCGAUUACUACAGAGGGCGUUUGAUCAGAAACUGACAUUUACAGUGGGACGAUCCAGAACUACCGGAAAUGAGAACUGUGUGACGUGGAACGAUAUCCACCACAAAACAAACGUUCAAGGUGGACCACAAAGAUUCGGAUAUCCAGACCCCAGCUAUCUUGAUCGUCUGGAGAAAGAGCUCCAAGACCGUGGGAUUACAGAGGACUAAAAUAUUUACAUAAUCUAUCUGAAACAAAUGAAAAAUUCAUCAUAAACUGCAUUGAUAUUACUCAAGGAAUAAUUCUUUUUGAUAUAAAAAUUGCGUUUGUGGUCAACUAUAACAGUUUUGUUAUCUAUCAGUAAGACUCUUAGUUAUAAACUAUUGUUAAUUGUU
Molecule: messenger RNA, 2195 nt
Organism: Saccostrea echinata
Lineage: Eukaryota; Metazoa; Mollusca; Bivalvia; Ostreida; Ostreidae
Exons: 5
Coding region: 273-2030 (585 amino acids)
Biological process (GO): Notch signaling pathway; protein ubiquitination
Source: RefSeq, a predicted model, not a curated record